This is a messenger RNA of Caenorhabditis briggsae, 378 nucleotides long. The transcript has 2 exons. Gene Ontology annotation, molecular function: protein heterodimerization activity. The coding region runs from base 1 to 378 and encodes 125 amino acids. Lineage: Eukaryota; Metazoa; Nematoda; Chromadorea; Rhabditida; Rhabditidae. The record is from RefSeq and is a predicted model, not a curated record. Gene Ontology annotation, biological process: rRNA (guanine-N7)-methylation; peptidyl-glutamine methylation; tRNA methylation.
AUGAAGCUCUUCGUGCACAACUUCAUGUCUUCCCGCUUCUUGAAGAACGUCACCGUUGGAUACCCACUCGAGUUGGUAGUCAAGCAAUUCGUGGAGAAGGAUAUCGAGUUCGACAGAGAGAACACUAUUGUCAUGCUCAACAAGAUCCAAUACGAAGCUCUCGUGGUCGCCGCGGCCGCCGUCAAUCAAGCAGACCGUAUACCAGCCGAACAGCCAGGAAAGUGGGAGGAUUUGUCGGACGAUCAACUGAAACAGUUCCAUCAUAUCCUCAUGAAUAUUGAUGUCGUGGAUGGAGAGCUGAUUUGUCCGGAGACAAAAACGGUGUUCCCAAUUCGAGAUGGCAUUCCGAACAUGUUGAAGGUCGACGGCGAAAAAUGA